GACCGAGACAUGGAAUCUUCGGGGAAAACAAAAGGCGGCGGGAUAUGCUUCAAUAUAUGCGAAAAAUGGUGUAUGGACGUCACGGAGCUCAGCACACACUGCAGCCCGCAUUUGAAGUCGCUGUUUUUGAACUAUAAGCCAUUCUACUCGCCUCGCGAGUUCGCAUCAUUCAUUCUUGCUGGUCUCUAUCUUCCGCCUCAAGCUAACACGAACGCUGCACUGCUAAUGCUUGCCGAACAAGUAAACGAAAUUGAAAAAAAAUACCCGGACUCACCCCUCAUUAUUCUCGGGGACUUUAACAAAGCUAAACUCAACCACAAACUCCGUAGAUACAAGCAGCACAUCGACCGUCCCACCACGGAAAAUAACAUUUUAGACCACUGCUAUACUAUGCUAAAUAACGCAUUCCGUGCCAAACCUCAUGCAGCCCUGAGCUCCUGCUCCUGAUCACUGCUUAAUUCACUUGAUGCCGACAUACAGGCAAGAACUUAAAUGCGCAAAGCCUACAGUGAAAACAGUGAAAAAGUGGACCAAUGAAGCAAAGAUGGAACUUCAAAUCUGUUUAGACUGCACAGACUGGAGUGUCUUUGAAAAUUCAGCUGGCAGCCUGGAUGAAUAUACGGACACUGUCACAUCCUAUAUCGGUUUCUGUGAAGAGGUUUGUGUACCAACAAAGUAAUUUCGCACAUUCAAUAACAACAAGCCGUGGUUCACUGCCAAACUUAAGCAACUUCGCCAAGCUAAGGAGGACGCAUAUCAAAGCGGGGACAGGGCCCUGUAUAAUCACACUAGAAACCAGCUGACUAAGAAAAUUAACAUUGCAAAGAGGAACUAUGCAGCAAAGUUGGAAAAACAGUUUAGCGCUAACAACUCUAAAUCAGUCUGCCAUGCAUUCCAAUCGCUGACCAAUUACAAGCGACGAUCACCCCAAGCUGAGAACAAUAGCAGACUAGCCAACGACUUGAAUACCUUCUACUGCAGAUUUAAAAAGGACACUUUCACAACCCACACCCACCCAGCCGGACCACCGACUACAAUCACACAUCUGACUUCUAUAUUAAUCAGCCACGAACAGGAUGUGAUACACAUCUUCAAACAACAAAAGAUUAACAAAGCAGCAGGCCCGGACCAUGUGUCCCCAUCCUGCCUCAAAGUCUGCGCGGACCGGCUCGCUCCAGUCGUCACACAGAUCUUCAAUACAUCUCUGGAACUGUGCGAAGUACCAUCCUGUUGCAAACGCUCCACCAUCAUUCCAGUCCCCAAGAAACCUACAAUCUCGAGUCUAAAUGACUACAGGCCUGUCGCCUUGACAUCUGUGGUUAUGAAGUUCUUUGAACGUGUCGUGCUGGACCACCUCAAGAGCAUGUUUGCCUACCGAGCGAACAGGUCUGCGGAUGAUCCAGUCAACAUGGGACUGCACUUCAUCCAAGAACACCUCGAUAGUGCAGGGACCUACGCGAGGAUCCUGUUCGUGGACUUCAGCUCAGCGUUCAACACCAUCAUCCCUGAACUCCUUUCCUCCAAGCUUCUCCAGCUCAGCGUCUCACCUGCCAUCUGCCAGUGGAUUUACCGCCCGGAUUUACGGGCAGGACACAGCAGGGGAGGCUGGGAGAGACCACCUCAUCCACACGCAGUAUCAGCACUGGGGCACCCCAAGGUUGUGUCCUCUCUCCGCUGCUCUUCUCUCUCUACACGAACGACUGCACCGCAACGGACCCAGCUGUCAAAGUCCUGAAGUUUGCAGAUGACACGACUGUCAUCGGCCCCAUCAAGGACGGUAACGAGACUGCAUAUCGACAGGAAGUGGAGCGGCUGGAGCUGUGGUGCGGCCGACACAACCUGGAGCUGAACACGCUCAAGACUGUAGAGAUAAUCAUGGACUUCAGGAGGCAUCCUUAGCCACAGCUGCCCCUCACGUUGUCCAGCUGCCUUGUGUCAACCGUCGAGACCUUCAAGUUCCUGGGAAUUACAGUCUCUCAGGACCUGAAGUGGGCGAUCAACAUCAACUCCGUCCUCAAAAAGGCCCAGCAGAGGAUGUACUUCCUGCGGCUUCUGAGAAAGCACGGCCUGCCACGGGAGCUGCUGAGGCAGUUCUACGCAGUGGUCAUCGAAUCAGUCCUGCGUUCUUCCAUCACAGUCUGGUUUGGUGCUGCUACAAAAAAGGAAACAGCAAAACAAACUCCGACUGCAACGGAGAAUCAAAACUGCUGAAAGGAUUGUCGGUACCCCCCUACCCACCCUUGAGGACUUGCACGCUGCCAGAACUAAGACAAGAGUGUGCAAAAUCCUCUCUGACCCUCCACAUCCCGGUCACCGGCUUUUCCGGCUCCUUCCCCCAGGUUCUGCGAGUCUCCGUCCAGUGACCCAGAGAUGCCAGGUGGGCGUGGCCGUGGGAAAAGGCUGCGUCUGGCUUUGGCAGACCAGCCCUGUGGGGCUCCGACACCGCCAGUCAAAGUACGAGGCCUGCCGCAGCACCGGAGCCGGGGCGGCGGAAUGGUAGCCUUACCGGUGCACAGCAAAAGCCGGCGCGGAAGUUUGAAACUCCUUAGCAACUGCAGAGCUCCUACACCCUUCUUCACCACGGAAGAAACCAAACCCACCAACCGGGCCCCUGUCCUCCCGUCCGGCAAGCGGAAGAACAAACCGCCGGCUGACCUGGACCUCAGUCUGGUUUCCUCGGAGGACAUUAAGAAUGGGAACGGGAAAAGGAUUCGAGCCAAAUCCCGCAGCGCCCCUUCCACGCCGCAGGGAAAGUCAGACCCCUCUUUCCUUGACCCGGGGGGAGGUUUCACCUCCUCACCUCUGCCAAUUCUCAUCGACUGCCCCCACCCCAAUUGCACCAAGCGCUAUAAGCACAUCAAUGGGUUACGCUACCACCAGACUCACGCCCACCUUGAGGUGGAGGAGCAGAGGAAUCCCGAGAGCGAGGAACGACUGUCAGACUGCGAGGACACUGUCUAUGACCUCGUGGAGUCCACCAACAAUGGCACCACGGCCAACACCUCAGCCAAAAAAGCCGCCCCGUUGUACAAGGUGACCUCGGUGGGCUCUCCCAAGAACCGGCGGCUCCUUCUCAGCACUAAAACCAGGAGGAGCUCCCUGCUGAAGGAUGGCUUGAUGGAUGACCUUAGCAACCUGCCCAUCAUUUCCAAUAUGACUGUGGUUCUGGAAAACUGCAUGGUGCCGGACCGGAGCGCCACUGUGGAGAUGCCCAAGCUGGAAGCCGAGGGUCUGAUUGACAAGAAGAUCCUCUGCGACAAGAACAAAAAAGCCAACGGAAAGGUAGACAAGCUUUCCAAGUCGCGGACUAACCGGCUGAUUGCUCCCGCCCCUCCCCCUCCGAAGCUUAUUGCAAUACCCAAUGGGCCAUAUCCAACAGACAGCGGUGUUUCAGAGCAGUCUUCGCCUGUGCCAGCCGUGGGCCUGAGCAGCAAGAACUCCUCCCUUAAACCCAUUAAGCCGAAGCUUAGCAUUGUCGUGGAACCCAGCCUGGUCAAAGCCACACUGCUGACCUGCAAAGACACCCGCAAGAAAGAAAAGCGAAGGCUAAAGGACAAACACAACCGCGACACGACCGGUCUUUCUGCAAACGGUGACCCCAUCAAAAUGGAAGACAGCGCUUCUAAAGUUGCUGCCAAGGAGAUUCCCGGGAGUCUCCUGAAGGAGCACCUGAGCAAGCAAGAUGUGACGAACGGGCUCAACGAGACCCAGGAAAGCCGAAUGGCAAGUAUCCGUGCUGAGGCCGACAAGGUCUACACCUUCACAGACAACGCCCCCAGUCCGUCUAUUGGAAGUUCGUCGCGGCUCGAUGCCCCCAGCAGUUGUCUGGUGAUGGGGGACAGCAAGGACAACAGCCCCGCCUACUCGGACAUCUCUGAUGCGGGGGAUGACGGAGUGUCCUCUGAAAAUCGCCUGGACGGAAUUAGAUCGAGAUCAGGUCCCUCUGUAUCGUCUGGAGUCAACUCUAACAGUAACCAUCAUAAUGCCAGGAAGACACCACCCACAGUGCCCGACCCAACUUCCACAAAAGAGCCCCUGUCCCCAUACUACCACAGUUUUGAGCCGUAUUUCCUGCCGGGUUAUGUGCAGGCGGACAGGCAGAAUACCUACCACAAAACUUCCUCCCACGAUUCUAAAUGUAAAGAUCGAAAGGAUGACGCUAAAGACGAUGACAAAGGUUCUAUCCACGACUUUGUGGACUGUAAGAAAGGUGAUGGGCAGCCGGCACCGUCUCAGCUGCAGCUUGCCAUGAGUCAGACCCAGACCGCCUUAGCCCAGUCGCUGUAUUACGGGCAGUACUCACGAGGACUCUACAUGGACCACAAACUCCUAUUGGCCUCCUGUGAGCAGAAGCAGCGUGCUGAGAGGGGGCUGGCUGGGCGAGAUGGGAAUGUCAGACACACCAGCGGAGCAAAAGUUCCAGAAGUUGCUAAAGGCUGCUGUCCCAAAGCCAUCCUGUCCUACUUGGAGGAGAGGGGGGAAAGGGGGCUGGGCUUGAAGGUGGACCAGCACCGUAUCUCAACCAAAGACUGCGAGGACAUCAAGUCACCUUCUUCCUCCUCCUCCUCAUCUUCAUCCUCGUCACACCACAACCCCAACACUCAGACAGAUCUGGACUCAAAUAUUCCCUAUUCCAGCCCCCCAGACGGCCCCACGUGGCCCCACCGGCUGGCUCACAGCAAAUACUCAGAGCUGGAGAGUCCACUUGGGGAGGCAGCAGAUGAGGGGGACAUGGAGAGGUCUAAGGAGUGGGGGAGUACCACUGAACCGGCCGGGCCCAAAGCGACCUCAGCAGGAGGGGGCAUCGCCCGUGAUGCUAAAAAAGUCCACGGACCACACAACCUUCCACCCCCGGUCGACCCAGAUGACUCAGACGGCUUGGAGGGGCUGCAGGAGGAACCCGUGGGAGUCCUGUCAGGGGAGUCGCAAAGUGCCCGGGCGGCGGUGUCUCCCCCAAUGACCCCCCAGCAGCCCUACAUCCAGUACCAGCACUCCUCGUACCAGCCCUACCUAGCCAUGUGUGAGAGCGGCCGGGUCUCCUACAGAGGGGCAUCCCCCACACUGGUCCACAACUACCCAGGCUUCCACUACCCUUUGUACGGCAAGACAGCGGGACGGGAGGAGUCCGAGACCAGUGAGAAAGGUUCCCCUGAGGCAGAUCACGAAGUAGACCGAAGCGACCGAAGCCAUGUGGCGUUGGGCCGACACCUUCACACACACCAUCACACACACUUGGGACUCACCUACAACCUGGUGGCGGGACAGUACGACAUCUACCCAGGUUUAAGCUCCAGGUCUCUGGUGUCUGGUCCGCAGGUGUCUGGACGAACUUCUGCUGAGAGCGAGGUGAAGAAGUAGUGACGUGGCAGAAGGAGAAGACUCACACAUCAAUUCCGUGGUGUUCCUUGGUGAAGCCUCACUGUGAGAGGCAGACGAGAAAAACGAACAACAAAACAAGAAUCCUUUCUUACAAGCGCCACCUACCGUGCAGGUGUUUUGUAUCGCACAGAAAGUGGACUUUGUGGAAGGAAAAGUGUACAAAAUAUAGGGCGGUGUUUCUAAACGCACAUUGUUUUGACUGAAUGUACUGAUGAUGAAGCUACAUUUGUAUCGCUACCCGCUAACUGUACGUGUUGAUUGUAUCGUCCGAUGUGAGCGUAGCCCUUCUUCUUCACGCCGCUGUACAUAGCAACCACAGUCAUGCGCUCAUUAGCAAAUGUUCACCGCCACUGGACGCGUGGGAGGAAGGGGCGGGGCUUAAAGGGGAGGCUGCAUUCCAUAAAAGUGGUCAUUCUCAUACCCGACCAGGAAAAGGGAGUGAGAUGAAGUCAUGUGAUGUCGUAAAACAAUGGCAACAGCCAAAAAAAAAAAAAACUAUCAAAUCAAUAUAUUCAUGUUUACCUGAAAAUGUUGUGGGCCUUGAACCUCGGUGAGUGGAAUAUUCCCGACUUUGAUUUUGUCAAAACAACCCAAGGAUCAAUAAUUACACGACACUUUACACACAGUAGUCUUGUUGAAGUUAGCAUGUUCUGAAGGGACGGUCCGGAUUUUGUUGCCAUGACAACUAGGGGGCUCAGCUAAGGCGUUGCGACUAAGCGAGUGGCUUCUACUUGCGGAAGCAAAACCCUUCAAAAGAAACCAGUGCCUGUAAAGACAAUAAAAACAUUUUCCCUGGUGGAGGCAGCACUUCAUAUAGUUAGUGUAGCAGAUCCAAGCAUGUGGCGCAUGUAGUGGACACAUCUCCAAAUAUUCCCCCCUGCCCCUUUCCAUUUACGCCAUCACAUAGACAAUUUCACCAAAUAUGUACUGCUUAUCAGAAGCUAAACUAAAGUUAAUCUGUGCAUCUAACAAAACGUAAUGCAACUCUGCUUGCUUAUUUGACUUUGACGUAAUAGUUUUACACAGCAUAGCUGGCCAAGUCAUGGGUGGAGAAGCUCUGUGUGGGGAUGGAAUUAUAUUAAUUAGCCCCACUCUUAUGUAAAGUCCCUCCAGAGACCCAACAAUUUGUACACAACACAUUAAAAUGUUUAUUUUACAUCAUAUGUCCCCUUUAGCAGAAACUCUAUGUAACCAAAUUCUGUAUGGACAUAUACCUCGUCAAAUAGGACAUUUCUGACUUCCCAGUGGCCAUUGAAUGCACCUUACCAAUCACUUUUUUUUAUUUAAAUUGACGCCUUACUACUGCGCUUGUACAGAACAUCUAGAACAAUCCUCAUCCUAAUGCAGUGGUUGUCAAACUUUUUACACAAAGUACCACCUGAAAAAAUACUUAGCUCUCCAAGUACCACCAUAAUAACCAACAUUAAAAUACAGUAACAGUAGUAGGCCUAAAUUUUUAGGAAAUGCGAGAAAGAGGUUUUAUUCCUAAAAAGUACAGUUAAUAUUAUCAUACGCCACUAUAACAUUAGGCACAGUUUGAACAUUAAGGCUGUGAGUUAGAUAAAAACUGUACUCAAAAAUGUUUUUAAAACAAACAGGUAAAGAUUAAAUGCAAAUAUAUUGUACUUAAAAGUUCGAUCCAACUGAACUGCACUUAAAAAAUGUACUGUACUUGAAAAGUAAAAAAAGAAAAAAAAAAUGUACAGGCUGUAUGCAUAGCUAUAUAUUUCAUUCUAAUGUUUGGUCGUAUUAUUUAAAAUGUCAAUUUUAUUUGUAUUGAUUCUUUCGUAUACCACGAGAGGGUGCCCGCGUACUACUAGUGGUACUCGUACCACACUGAGAAUCACUAUCCUAAUGGGUGACCCUGUCAAGCGGAAUUAUGUAUUUAUUUAUUUUCCCAGCAGCCCUUGAAUGCACCAUUGUCUAACUUCGACACACACAAUUGAAUAGAAUCAGCCUUUAUUAGUCCUGCAAAUGUGUUAUAAGUUUGCACCUAGUUUGUGCCUAAAAUGUCAAAUAUUAAAACUGAUCAGAGGUGCGCAGACAUCAAAUACAGUUAUUUAUUUGUUAGUUUGCAUUCAUAACAACACGUAGAGCAAAGCAGUACACAGAUUGUCAUAAAAAUAGUCCUUACAGAUGAAGCCAAGAGGUUUAUUUCCGACUUCCCAACAGCCCUGAAUGCACCAUUAGAUUGUGUCAACAUACAAGAAUAGAAUAGAAUAAGCUUUAUUUAGUCCUGGAAAUGUGUUUAUGACAUUUCCGUCAGGUCUGUGCCGGGAAAUAUAGGACAUAAAGUUAUAGGGGGCGUUUGCAGUUAGAAACUGCUCACAAAAUUUUAAUGUAGCCUAGUAAUUUGAUUUUCCAGAGGCGGAUAUUCCACUAUAGUUUCAACAAAGCUCCUGAAGCCCAAAGGAACAGGUCAGUGCAAAGCUGAUGGUGUGAUGAUUGACACCACCUCAGUCACGCCUUCUGUCUAUGGUUGUUUUUCUUUGGGCGGCAUGGUUUCCUGCAAAUCACAUUAGAGGGGCAAGAUGGGGCCAGGAUUUUUUUCCUCACAGAUAUAUUUUUUUUAAUUGCAAAUUCUCCCUUAAAUAAGAGGUACUCGGACAUAACAUUUUUGUUUUAGUUCUUUUUAAGAGACAUUUUGAAGAACAAAAGCAGUCCACUUUAAAAUGGGAGUUCCACAAUCCUUUGCUCUUGUCCUCACCCGCCCCACCAACCUUUAUGUGCCCCGCUCCUCCAAUGCACAAUGCACUACCUGAGCCUGUGAUGCUGGAUUCGAAGUGACUUGUACGGAUAUGAAAUAUAAUAUGUGGUGCUGCUCUUUGACGUGAGCCCCCCUGUUGCAGCCAUACUCUCACAUCAAUAAUAUCUAAACGUAGCAAAACGUAAAUGAAUCCAACUUUAAAUGAUCAUGUACUCUGUUAUGAUGUUGUGUGUCCUCCAGCAACGGCUCUGCCUCACUCCAUACAAACUACAUGCAUAUUACAUAGAGUACAUACAUAAUACAUACGUACAAACAGUACUACUUGAACAUGGUGAUCCAAUAUCUGUUUACAAAAUGCUACCACGGAGGACUGCUGUUGUCAUCCAGUGGCCAUGGUGUAUCCAAUGAAUAUAAAUUCAUAUAUUAUGAUUAUUAAUAUAGCUCUGACAUCAACAUGGAACCUGCUGUUGCUUUUUUAUACUGUAUAUGCCUUAAUUCAUAUGUUUGGCAAUCAUGAUUAAAGGAUGUUUAUAUAAAUAGAUAA
This is a messenger RNA of Phyllopteryx taeniolatus (common seadragon), 8630 nucleotides long. RefSeq names its product zinc finger protein 608 (gene znf608). The transcript is spliced from 7 exons. The coding region runs from base 2371 to 5358 and encodes 995 amino acids. The record is from RefSeq and is a predicted model, not a curated record. Gene Ontology annotation, biological process: regulation of transcription by RNA polymerase II. Gene Ontology annotation, cellular component: nucleus. Lineage: Eukaryota; Metazoa; Chordata; Actinopteri; Syngnathiformes; Syngnathidae.